This is a messenger RNA of Cladocopium goreaui, 2583 nucleotides long. NCBI's taxonomy places the organism in Eukaryota, Dinophyceae, Suessiales, Symbiodiniaceae. The record is from the annotation of a GenBank genome assembly.
AUGGAAGCAUGGUCUGAAAAGAUGAUGCAAGCAAGACUUGAGGAACCACCUGCUAAUUACGUCAAAACUUCAAUGAAACAGCUUGAAUCUGCAGAUCGAAAAUUGUUUCUCUUGAUCAGUGAGAAGACCAGAGAAGGCAUCAAGUGCAAUGCUCAAGGCCGUCCGAUUGACGCCGUUUUCAAGCAGUGCAUGGAGAGCUCAGAGGUGCUAUCAUUGCUGCAGCCGAGACCUGGGGGAAGUGGGUCAACAACCAGGCCAUCAGAGGGACCUGCGGCAGGUGAACCGCCUGCCAAAAGGAUCAAGGGCGGAGGAAAGGCCCGAGGAAAGAGUUUCAGCAAAUUUCAGGGCACAACGGAUUCAUUUGUCCGCAUCCCGAAAGAGCUGCUGUCGCUUGGAGCAGACUCAGACAGCCCUGUGAAUUCAAAUUUUCCGACAGUAUCCGAGCAGUCAGCACCGGAUCCUCCCCAAGGCCAAAGCCGUGACCGGAGCGAAGUUUUUGCUGGCUUAAUGGAUUCUUUGCAGGUCCCGAAGGGGACGUCUGUGCCUUUCUUUGUUGAAUUAUGUGCAGGCAGCGCCAAGUUGUCAGACGCUGUCAAACAACAUGGAUACCAUAUCAUUGCCGUUGAUCACGACAAGAACCGCCACGCCCCACGCUGCAAGAUCAUACAACUGGAUUUGUCACAUGAACAUGCGUGGGACAUGCUUGACUUUUUGCUGGAGAGAGUAACAAUUUCGGGUGUCCACAUAGCGCCCCCUUGUGGCACAUGCUCAAAAGCCAGAGGCAUUCCCAUGAAGGACGGAACAAAUCACCGUGAAUUUGCCGCCUUAGAGUUGUAUUGCGAUGGCCAACAUGAACACCUUCCAUGGGGCAUUGCAGAGGAUGGAGCUUUUAGUACUUCUCAUGAAGCCGAGUAUCCCAAAGCUUUGUGUGUCAAAUAUGCUGAAAUUUUUCAUGAACUGUGCCGUACCCGCGGCAUUGUGCCAGCACAGCAGGCAAGCGACGAAGUGCAAAAGCUGGCGCCCAAUCAACAGCCCAAAGGUCGCAAGUUGCCGCAGUUGAUACCCGAGUUUGCCUUUACAAAAACAAUGCAAGCGGACAAGCUGCCCCAGCUAUGGCAUCCAUAUGACGAGCUGAAGAACUUGCCUGGAGAUUUGAUACGAGUUCUUUUCCAACACUUGAGUCAAGCACCAGAUAUAGUGACACGAAGUCGCAUCAAGAUUUUGUCUGAAUGGGCGAGUCGUGCGAAAGCCUUGAAUGCUUUAGAAGAACAGUUGAAGCUUGACAUGGAUGCCGACGUUGCAAAAAUCAUGGCGCCCAAGCGCAUUCUCCUCAUGCGAUCCAUUGCAAUGGACAUGAGCUGGCCAGACAUGGGGCUCUUUGACGAGUUCACUGAAGGUGUGGAGCCGAACUUCAAGGCAUCUUGCAUUGACUUAAAGUCUGCGUAUAAACAAUUCCCUUUGCAUGAGGAAAAUCACAAGGACGCGGUGGUGACACUGUGGAACCCUCCCAAGAGGAGGGUAGACUGCUUCAUCAUGAAGGUGCUGCCGUUUGGAGCCACAGCCAGUGUACACCAUUUUCUUAGAAUCAGCGCUUUCCUGCAGGCAAUUGGAAGAUUCAUGGGUUUGAUUUGGUCGGCAUUUUUCGACGACUUUGUCGUGCUCAGCCAUGCAAUGCACGAGGCCAGCACCAUGACAUCGGCCUUGACUCUUCUUGAUUUGUUGGGUUUUCAGUAUAGCAAGGAUAAGCUGCAGCCCUUCAGUGACAAAACAGAGAUGCUGGGAGUGGAGCUCAAUUUGGUUGAUGGGAAGAACGGCACUGUCGAAGUCAGGAACAAGGCUUCACGAGCAAAUGAGCUGUGCGAUGUUUUGGAUCGAAUCCUGCAAUCUAAGAAAGUGGUAGUCAAGGAACUUCCAUCAACCUUGGGCAAGCUUCAAUUUGCGGAAGGUCAACUAUGGGGAAGAACGGGACGGCUUGCAUUGUCCGAACUAAGGAGGCAUGAGAAGUCGGGGUGCACUGAAGCAUUGCUGGAUCAGCGUAGCAUCGACGCUGCACACAUGUUGUUUGAGAAGAUGAAAAACGGAAAGCCUCGGACAAUUCGCAUCACGCCGAGAUCAAAACCUUUCUUGCUUUUCACUGAUGGGGCAUUGGAAUACGAAUCUUCUGGAAAACCAACAGCUGGCAUAGGAGCCGUAUUGUUGUGUCCUGAUGGGAGACAACUUGUGUUUGGAACCAAGGUUGAAGACGAAACACUGAAGCGGUGGCAGGUUGAUGGAAAAUCUCAUGUGGUUGGUUUGGUAGAACUUUAUGCAGCGAUCACCGCUUUCAAUACCUGGGCUGACAUUCUUCAAGACCAACGUUUGAUUUGCUUCACCGACAGUUGGCCGGUGCUUGAUGCUUUGGUGAAAGGAAAUUCUCCCGUUGAUGAAUGGCGGGAUUCUCCCGUUGAUGAAUGGCGGGACCUUCUUUUGAUUUUUGAAAAUUUGGAUGAACGAAUCAAUUCAAUGUUGUGGAUGGCUCGAGUUGCGUCCAAGUCGAAUCCUGCGGACGCCCCAAGCAGGUUUUCUUUUAUGUUUAGAAUUUGA